UCCAACUUGUCAGUCGUUUGGCGCGUUUCUUGGUGAAAGCAAGUUUUCUGGCUCCUGACUGCUGAAGGUCUGGUGGUGGUUCUUGGAAAUUGUUAGGCGACCGUGACAAUUGAUACUGUGUGCGGCAAUUGACUAAUUCGGCGGUUUUUGGCGGUUGAUAAUUUGCGGUUAGGCGCCCAGUGGUGGUUCAUUAAAAGAUUUGGCGACAGUUUGACGCAAAUUCGUAUGGCUGGAAGAAGGCUCAUCAAUCAAUUUUUUUGCUUUCUUUGUUAACUAGAACGGCUGACAUCCGUGCUUUCAAUUUCGCAAACUAAAUUGGCAGUGAAAUUGCCCCUCAAGUGGAUGAUAUUCCUCUUCAUUUGUGUAGGAGUGCAGCAAAUUUUCGAAACAGAACAAGCCCUUUGGUUAGGCCUCCGGGUUCAGGUUUACCGCAGACUAAUUGAAUUAGUUUGCCUCGGGAAGUUGUAGCAGUUGGGCAACAGUUGGGCACGUAAAAAAGUUCGGUGUCCUUUCGGGUGUAAAAUUCCAGUGAUUUUGGUAUCCCCAAGAACCUGUAAAAGUGUUUUUUUACUUCGCCGGAGGGUGUCCACCCCGAAUAUUUUUAUUAAUAUUUUUCGAAGAAACCCAUCUUGUGGCGGCCGGCGGCCGUUUUCAAAAGUGAAUAACCACCUAAAAAUAGCGCCACCGUCUCUUGAGAUUUCAAAAUAUAACCUCUCUUGGUGUCGGCCAAGUGGAUGCGGGAAACGGCCAAGAAGUGUUGAGUCUGUGCGCCAUUAGGAAAAAAAAGUUUGUGUGCUCCAUAAGCAGCCAGUCCUACAAUCCGGAGAAGUGGCUAGGAGAAGCGUCGAACCACUUGUCCUGUUGUCAUUAGGGUUCUCGUCGUUUGUACACCCACAAUUUCAAUGACCGACUAGCUCUAGAGAGAAGAUUUCUCCUUUCAACCCAGAAGAAGAAACAUUAUUGGUGAAGUGUUUGCCCUCUCGAAGAAAAAAAAAGCAAACCCACGAGCCGGCGGCAGAUAUUUUUCACCAAAGGAAAGUGCAAUCCCCGGUUAUUCUAAGUCGCGUGUGACGUGCGGCGGCAGCUGUUUUGAUCACAUUCACAACACCUCUGAGGAAGGGUACACACCGAGAAAUUCCGGAACAGAAAUAUGGCCCAGGAACAAGCAAAACUCGAUGUCAGCAAACAGGCCGUCACACCGGAUGACCUGGACGAUCUGAGUCCGAUGCCACAGACGGCGGUUCCACCUGUGAGGAGACGCGGCGGCAUUUCGGCGGAACCGGUCAGCGAGGAGGAUGCCACCAGCUACGUCAAGAAGGUGGUCCCCAAGGAUUACAAAACGAUGGCCGCCCUGUCGAAGGCGAUCGCCAAAAAUGUGCUGUUUUCCCACCUGGACGAGAACGAACGGUCCGACAUCUUCGAUGCGAUGUUUCCGUGCAACUUUCUGCCCGCGGAGUCGAUUAUCCAGCAGGGCGACGAGGGCGACAACUUCUACGUGAUCGAUAUCGGCGAGGUUGAGGUCUUUGUCAAUAACGAACAGGUGACGACAAUCGGCGAGGGCGGUAGUUUCGGCGAGCUGGCCCUCAUCUACGGGACCCCUCGAGCGGCAACGGUUCGGGCCAAAACCGACGUCAAACUGUGGGGCAUCGAUCGCGAUAGCUAUCGGCGGAUCCUGAUGGGUUCCACCAUCCGGAAGCGGAAGAUGUACGAAGAGUUCCUUUCACGGGUGUCGAUUUUGGAGAGCUUAGACAAAUGGGAACGGCUGACGGUGGCGGACGCAUUGGAACCGGUCAUAUUCGAGGAUGGGGAAACGAUCGUGCGGCAGGGUGAACCGGGCAACGAUUUUUACAUUAUUGUGGAAGGUUGCGCCACCGUGAGGCAAAAACGGGAUGAGAACGAAGAACCCGCCGAGGUGGGCCGCCUGGGGCCCAGCGACUAUUUCGGGGAGAUCGCGCUGCUGCUGGAUCGCCCCCGUGCCGCCACCGUCAUCGCCCGCGGACCGCUCAAAUGUGUCAAACUGGACCGGGCCCGGUUCGAGCGAGUCCUGGGCCUUUGCGCUGACAUUCUCAAACGAAACAUCACCCAGUACAACAGCUUCGUUUCGCUAUCGGUCUAAAGAAGGAUUUUUUUUUCUAUUUAUGAAAAAUUAUUUUCGCGGAUUUGUGAUUCAAAUGGAAGCCGGCUUCUCUUUUAUUGAAAGGAUUUUGGGGAACAGAAACUGGCGAGUGAAAGAAUCGAAGUUAUAUUUUACUAGAAAACCGGAACCGACAAUUGAGGCUUGCAAGGGGAGCCAAUCUUUAGCCUAGGCAAAGGUCAGCACUAUUUUAGGGAAGUCAGCAGAUUUUGGAUGCGGCUCUUAUCCGAAUAAGUUUGCGAACAUCUAAUAAGUUAUCACCACCACACGUUUACUUAAUUAUAUAGGCCUUAAGCAACUGCUAGCACACACAUAAACACACACUAAUAAAGAAAAAAAAACACUUUUUUAAAUGUUCAUUACAAAAUACUGUUCAUCUCGCCACUCAUCGUCCAGCCUGAGAGAAAUAUAUAUACCUAAUAAAAGAAAAUUAAUUAUAGAAGUCAAAAUAAUAGGGAAAACAUGCGCAAAUGAACAAAAAAAAACUGAGCAUUGUUAGAACGUAUAAAAAAUAUAAGUAUAUUAAAGAAACUAAUGAUGGCAUCAACAAAUUUGAAACUUUAGAACGAGCUGUUAUUUUAUUCUCUCAUCGUAAUGUUAUUAGUGUACAACCUGUGAAAAACAAUGAAACGGAUUCUCACUAUCACACUUUCUCUCACAAGAAUGAUCAAAUGCAAUCCCCAGAAGAAAAAAAAAAUUCGGAUAAAAUGUGAACAUGUCUUUUAGUAGUCUUUUACAACUUGAUACAAUUUAAUACAAUGAGGAGGAAGCAAAAAGAAAAACUUCGGAGAAGAACAGCUCUAUCAGAUGAAAAGAAAACCAGAAGUGCGAUGAAGGACGAUUAGUUAGAUAUCUUUUUCUCUUUAUACAUCAAACAAAACCAUAAUUGUACUGCUAAUAUAUAUAGUUGAUAUGGGAGGUGAUGAGAAAUGAUGAUCGAAGUUGGUGUCUUUCCUGUCUGGAAGAAACGAAACUGUUUGUAAUCCUAUGUAAGUGUUAUGGAAAAUUAAGAAACAGAAACAAUGACAUAUGAUUUUAUUUUAAACACGGCUAGGUUUUGUCCGACCUCUUUUGAGUAACAUAAACCAAUUUUUAUUCAUUCUUCUAUUUUCAAAAUAUUUUCAAUACAGUCACAUUUAAAAUUUUCUCCUUAACGGCCAAAUUUGCAAUUUUUUUUCAUCUCACCUGUGAUUCAGUAGUUUGGCUUAAAUGAAUUCCACAGCUCAACGGGAUUUGAUUGACAUAUUUAAGAAUUAUUAGCCACAAUUGAAUUGGCCGUCAAAGUGUUACACUAGGCAUUCGAAACGGAAAGGAUAACAAAACAACUUAGACAAGAAGACAAGGAAGCAUACAAUCCGGCGAAAUGGAAAACAGAACGAACAGAGUUGACUCUUUCAUGCUACAAAAGGCUGGACCUUUAACAAUUAUAUUUAUAUAGUAACAAAUGUUUAGUUUAAGAUAUUUAAUUCUUAUAUUUACUACUAACACCCAGAGCAGUGUAGUGCAGUUACUGAAUUGGGGAAAGUUAUCGUUAGUUUCUGCUUUCGCUGCUUCCCUUUCGGAUCAUGGCGUUUGUAGAAACCGUUUGUUACUUUCAAUUGCAUCCUUGAAUAUCAGAUUUUUCGUGUUUUGGAAAUUGCGUAAGGUGCCUCGAAAAGAUGUCGGAUGUAAAUUUUGAGAAAAACGUACAUAGCAUCAGAUCAAAACAAUUCACCGACUAUUCAAACUUAGUGAACCCACCUCUUAUCAUUCAAAUCAAGUUAAAAUUCCAUCUUUUUCUCUCUUCUUCUGAUGAAGGUAGCCAAAUUAGGAGACACAGUUUAACAAAGUAAUUUCUCCCUUGUGUAGUGAAUGGUUCUAACAAAAAAAAUCAACAACAUCUUACUAGAGAAACUUCAAAUUUCAAAUCGUAGGAGGUACCAUUGUACCGUUUUUACAAGUAUUAGCCACAGAUAGGAACGAUGCUUUUGAGCGGAACGGAACAAAACAAAACAAAAAAAUCUUAAGUAGAAGUUUACAGUUGAAUUUCGCUUAUCAUCUUUGAAACUGAAUGAAAACCGAGUCAAAAUUUAUCAAACAGCUACCAGUAGCAUUUUUGAACCGAUAAGUUUCUCUCAUUGGCAGCAAACUUUUGUGUAAGCGCGCGCUCAUUUACAUGUAGACUAAGAUUAACAACAGCUAGUAACAAGUAACUGCAUGUUCGCAAAGUACUAUAUUAUUAUUAUUACUAUUAUAAUUAUGAUUAUUAUUUAACAAAAUUUGCUAAAUCAUCAACCAAACCCACAUUCUACUUUUUGGAGUAUGAUUAGGAUGACGGACAAAAUAGAUGAAAAGAAGGGAGUUUGUUGAAUGGGGUGAAAAAAGAAUGCAACAUAAAAAUCAGACAAAACAACCGCAAACAUCGUUUAUAAACUCUUUACUCUUAGGUUCUCUCUAAGGUGAAAACAAGAAUAAAAAAUGGAUCAUACCGA
This is a messenger RNA of Uranotaenia lowii, 4605 nucleotides long. It is a transcript of the gene Pka-R1, whose product is annotated as cAMP-dependent protein kinase type I regulatory subunit. The record is from RefSeq and is a predicted model, not a curated record. The transcript is spliced from 5 exons. NCBI's taxonomy places the organism in Eukaryota, Metazoa, Arthropoda, Insecta, Diptera, Culicidae. Gene Ontology annotation, cellular component: cAMP-dependent protein kinase complex. The coding region runs from base 1151 to 2116 and encodes 321 amino acids. Gene Ontology annotation, molecular function: cAMP-dependent protein kinase regulator activity. Gene Ontology annotation, biological process: regulation of protein phosphorylation.